GGUAGCGUGCAGACGCCGUUGAACAUCGGAUGGCACUGCUCUUAAUUCCAAGAUUUCUGGCACUCUUCUCUCGCUGGCAGCAGUUGUAAUUCUGCACUAACUUCUCUUAUCUCUAGUCUCAGCUCUGCUCUCAACACUUUCCCUUUUGUUUCCUUUUUCUUUCCUGCUAAGUUGCAUAAAGUUGCAGCAACAUUUCUGUCUCCCCCCACCGGUCCAUAUUCUGCUAGGUUUUUUCUCUAUGUCAGAUUCGGCGCCUUAGCUUUUCUGGAUCGCCUGGAAAGCAAGGUGUUUCUUGUUCUUGAUGUUCUUACUACAACCCUGGGGCAAAGAUGUCGUCUAGUGGGGGCUCUAGCCAACCAACUGGACAGCCGCAGAGGCGGAUUUUGCGGAGGCAGAUGGCAGGGAAUCUUGGGGAGGCUGAUUUUGAUAGUGAGGUGGUUCCAUCAUCACUGAGUGAGAUUGUUCACAUUCUCCGAGUUGCCAAUGAGGUUGAAUCUAGCAAUGGAAGGGUGGCUUAUCUUUGUAAGUUCGUGCCUUAUCUUGGUUGAUAAUGUGGUUUUAUAUGAGUUUUUUUUUCAACACUAGUCUGUCUGGGAUUUUCCACAAUGCUAAGGUUGUAUUAUGCUGUGCCAAGGGCUGUCU
Messenger RNA from Rubroshorea leprosula, 642 nucleotides. The record is from the annotation of a GenBank genome assembly. NCBI's taxonomy places the organism in Eukaryota, Viridiplantae, Streptophyta, Magnoliopsida, Malvales, Dipterocarpaceae.